AUGGCUAGUUCUGCUGGCAAUUCGUACAUGUCGUUGGCGACACCCAAUGAUGUCAAACACUACAUUAAUGAUGUUGGCCAGAUUCAAUGGGCCCAAGUGCCACUUAAUGCUGCAUUGGACAAACUCAAGACGUCACGAGAAGGAUUGACAUCGCAUGAAGCUGAGAAACGAUUGGCUGAAUAUGGUCCGAACAAGCUUCCAGAAGAAAAGGUCAACAAAUUGACUGUUUUCUUGGGCUUUAUGUGGAAUCCUUUGUCUUGGGCUAUGGAGAUCGCUGCUAUUCUUGCAAUUGUGCUACUGGACUACCCUGACUUUGCACUGAUUUUGUUUUUACUAAUUCUGAACGCUUGCAUCGGAUAUGUGGAGGAAAUUCAGGCUGGCGAUGCCGUGUCGGCACUAAUGGGUCAGUUAGCUCCCGAAGCAAAAGUGUUUCGAGACGGCGAGAUCAAAAAUAUUCCGGCCGACUUGUUAGUACCUGGUGAUGUACUGCGUGUGCGUUUAGGUGACGUAAUUCCGGCUGAUCUUAAAUUUCUUGAGGGCGAUGUUAUCAAAGUGGAUCAGUCGUCACUGACGGGCGAGUCAUUACCGGUGUCAAAGGGCGAAGGUGACGAAGGCUACUCAGGUUCUGUAGUAAAACAGGGUGAAAUUGAAGCAGUUGUGACCAGCACGGGAGCGGAUACCUUUCUGGGCCGCGCGGCUGAGAAAAUUGCGUCUGCUGAGUCACAUGGUCGUCUGCAGAUGGUUCUAACAACUGUCGGUAACUUUUGUAUGGUUUCGAUUGGAUUCUGGUGCGUGGUUGAGCUGCUGGUGCAAAUGGCUGGCCGAUCAUCGCAGAACCCAUGUGUAAUCGAAACAGACGGAUGUCUCGGUGUAGCAAACAUUCUUGUGCUGAUCGUGGGUGGUAUUCCCGUGGCUAUGCCGACGGUCCUGUCAGUGACACUAGCGAUUGGGUCUUCAGCUCUUGCCAAAGAAAAUGCUAUUGUAACUCGUCUCACGUGUAUUGAAGAGAUGGCUUCAAUGGAAAUUUUGUGCUCGGACAAGACAGGAACACUUACGCUAAAUCAACUUUCUGUCGACAUGGACAACUUAAUUCCGUACAACAACUUCACUGCUGCUGACAUUCUGAAGUAUGGUGCCUUGUCUGCACGUCUGGAGAAUAACGAAGCUAUUGACGUUGUGUGUCACAAAUCGUAUCCGGGUAAGGACACGUUAUGGGAGGAGUACACUCUACUACAUUACACGCCAUUCGACCCAACGACAAAGCGCACGAUUGCGAAGGUCAAGGACAACAGGACGGGCGAAAUCUUUCGGGCUGUGAAAGGCGCCCCGCAAGUUGUAUUGAACAUGGAUAUAAAUGCUAACACGUUGCGUGGCGAGGUUGAGGAACGCAUUAAUGAGUUUGCUUCGCGCGGUUACCGUGGUCUGGGAGUUGGUAUCUCACGCAGUGGAGAUGUUCCGGUCGAGGAAUGUGAGUGGCACAUGAUUGGUCUUCUGCCACUGUUCGACCCGCCUCGUCAUGAUACUGCAGACACGGUGAAGAAGGCUAUUGCUCUUGGUGUUGCAGUGAAGAUGGUAACGGGAGACCAAAAGGCUAUUGCUGUGGAGACGUGCCGUCAGUUGGGAAUGCCAACCAACAUCCUUGACACAUCAUUCUUUAACACUGCGCCGCCUCCUGGACUCAAUCUAGCUCAGAUGAUCUAUGACACAGAUGGUUUUGCCCAAGUUUUCCCGGAGCACAAAUUUGAAAUCGUUAAGCACCUGCAAUCAUUAGACAAGGUGGUGGGUAUGACGGGUGAUGGUGUGAACGACGCUCCGGCUCUAGCUCAAGCUGACAUUGGUAUUGCCGUGGAUGAUGCUACGGAUGCUGCUCGAGCUGCUGCCGAUAUUGUACUUGUCUCACCCGGUCUGAGUGUAAUCAUCACGGCUAUUCGAAUGAGUCGUGAAAUUUUCUUGCGUAUGAAAAAUUAUGCCAUGUACUCAAUUGCCAUGACGGUGCGUAUCGUAUUCACAUUUGGUAUUUUGACGGUGGCGUGGAAUUGGUACUUCCCACCGAUUCUUGUUGUGAUCUUGGCUAUUCUGAAUGACGGUACGAUCCUUACUAUUUCGAAGGACAAUGUCAAGGCUUCUCCAUUCCCAGACUCGUGGAAACUUAAGGAGGUGUUUAUCUCAUCGAUUGCAUUCGGUCUAUGGUUAACGCUAUCGACAAUUGUGCUGUUUGCAAUCGUUAACAACUCAAGCGGUUUUGAUAGCACAGGUGUGGAGAAUUUAUGUGUGGACUGCAUGGAAGACGAAUGCUACAAUUUUUUUGAGGACCAGUACCAAACUUGCGUGAUGGAAAAUAAUUCCACUGGAUGUGGUGAAAUGACGGGGACUGUCAAGCAAUCAGCCAGCGUUCCUGACGUGGGUGCAUUCCGUAACGGCGCCAUUAACUCAUACUGGAGACAAUACGAGGCAAAGUACGAGUCGCGCUCGAAAUUGUUUGAAGACCUUGCAGAUGUACACCUUAGCCAUUUGCCAAAUGAUGCUGAGCCAUCGGCCGAGACUGCAUACAAUCAAUAUGUGUACGCCUACACUUUGGGCGUUGGUGGUGUAGCAUACGGAGGUAACUACGACGUGUUCAAUGCUGCUCAGCGUGGAAGAGGUGUGAGAUUCAUCGGCAACGACGAGGUCCCCAUUACAAACGAAGUCAGCUUCUGUACUUAUAUAUGGGGAUUUAGCAACUGGAAUUCUACUUGGACGCGGGACAAUGAAAUGGUUGGCCCUGGCCGCCAGCGCAAGGAAGGUGUGCUGCGUUCGCUGGUGUAUCUUCAGGUAUCAAUUUCCGGUCAGGCUUUAAUCUUUGUGACGCGAACUGCAGGUAGCAACAACUGGUUCUUUGCCGAGAAACCAUGCAAUUUGUUGCUGAUCGCCUUUGUUUUCGCCCAAGUGGUUGCCUCGGUGAUCGGUUGGAUUGGUUUUGGUGGCUUCCCGACUGACCGUAUUGCCGUGAUUGGCUGUGGCGGUGGCUAUACACUUAUUGCGUGGCUUUGGUGUAUCAUUUGGCAUCUCCCGCUCGACCUCAUCAAGUUCAUGGUAAAUUACAUCUUGACGAAACACAUCUACAAAUCUAAGGCGUUCACAGAGCGCAUUAACGCGGGUCACCCAACAAUGAGGCACUCUGCAGUCACGAAUACGCAGCGGUCCAUCCGCGCCAGCCGUACAGUUUAA
Molecule: messenger RNA, 3207 nt
Organism: Plasmopara halstedii
Lineage: Eukaryota; Oomycota; Peronosporomycetes; Peronosporales; Peronosporaceae
Product: plasma-membrane proton-efflux p-type atpase
Exons: 1
Coding region: 1-3207 (1068 amino acids)
Biological process (GO): proton export across plasma membrane; regulation of intracellular pH
Cellular component (GO): plasma membrane
Molecular function (GO): P-type proton-exporting transporter activity; ATP binding; ATP hydrolysis activity
Source: RefSeq, a predicted model, not a curated record